Molecule: messenger RNA, 1049 nt
Organism: Orycteropus afer afer
Lineage: Eukaryota; Metazoa; Chordata; Mammalia; Tubulidentata; Orycteropodidae
Gene: GLRX3
Product: glutaredoxin 3
Source: RefSeq, a predicted model, not a curated record
CGGCGGCGGCGGCGGCAGCAGCAUGGCGACGGGGGAGGCAGAGGCGGCGGCGGCUCUGGUGCAGGUCGACUCAGCCCGGCAGUUUGAGGAGCUUCUGCGCCUCAAAGCCAAGUCCCUCCUCGUGGUGCAUUUCUGGGCGCCAUGGGCCCCGCAGUGCGCCCCGAUGAACGAGGUGAUGGCAGAGUUGGCCAAAGAGCACCCCCAGGUCUCCUUUGUGAAGCUGGAAGCUGAAGCUGUUCCUGAAGUAUCUGAAAAGUAUGAAAUUAGCUCAGUUCCCACUUUUCUGUUUUUCAAGAAUUCUCAGAGGAUUGACCGAUUAGAUGGUGCACACGCCCCCGAGUUGACCAAAAAAGUUCAGCGACAUGCGUCCAGCAGUGCCUUUGCACCCAGCACCAAGGAGCCCCCGGAGGAAGCUCUCAACCUCCGACUGAAGAAGCUAAUCAACGCCGCCCCCUGCAUGUUGUUCAUGAAAGGAACCCCCCAGGAGCCACGCUGUGGUUUCAGCAAACAGAUGGUGGAAAUUCUUAACAAACAUAAUAUCCAAUUUAGCAGUUUCGAUGUAUUCUCAGAUGAAGAGGUUCGUCAGGAGCUCAAAACCUAUUCCAAUUGGCCCACCUACCCUCAGCUCUAUGUUUCUGGAGAGCUCAUUGGAGGGCUUGACAUAAUUAAGGAGCUGGAAGCAUCUGAAGAACUAGACACAAUUUGCCCCAAAGCUCCCAAAUUAGAGGAAAGGCUCAAAGUGCUGACGAACAAGGCUGCUGUGAUGCUCUUCAUGAAGGGAAGCAGGCAGGAAGCAAAAUGUGGAUUCAGCAAACAGAUUCUGGAAAUACUGAACAGUACUGAUGUUGAAUACGAAACCUUUGAUAUAUUGGAGGAUGAAGAAGUGCGGCAAGGGUUGAAAUCAUACUCCAAUUGGCCGACGUACCCUCAGCUGUAUGUGAAGGGAGAGCUCAUUGGAGGGCUGGAUAUUGUGAAGGAACUGAAGGAAAAUGGUGAAUUGCUAUCUAUACUGAGAGGAGAAAAUUAAUAGACAUGGAGCUUGGUGCCCA